Molecule: messenger RNA, 2439 nt
Organism: Abrus precatorius (Indian licorice)
Lineage: Eukaryota; Viridiplantae; Streptophyta; Magnoliopsida; Fabales; Fabaceae
Product: probable acyl-activating enzyme 1, peroxisomal
Exons: 2
Coding region: 120-1784 (554 amino acids)
Source: RefSeq, a predicted model, not a curated record
AAUUUAUUAGUUAACUAUCAUAUAAUUUAUUAUAUUGAUUGAUAUCAUAUCAUAUUAUCAUCACUAAUCAUAAACAUAUCCUGAAAGCAAAAGAAAAAAAAAAAAAAAAAAGGUAGGAAAUGGAGGGAAUUAUCCGGUGCUCCGCGAACUACGUUCCUCUCACUCCGAUCAGCUUCUUGGAGCGUUCCGCCGUCGUUUACCGUGACAGACCCUCCGUCGUCUUCGGUGAUGUCACCUACACGUGGGCACAAACGCACCAACGUUGUAUCAAACUUGCUUCUGCUAUUUCAAAACUCGGCGUUUCACGCCGUGACGUGGUUGCAGUUUUGGCCCCUAACAUUCCAGCUAUGUAUGAGCUACAUUUUGGUGUUCCCAUGUCAGGGGCUGUUCUCUGUACGCUAAAUACACGUCACAAUUUCACUAUGGUUGCAUUGUUGUUGAAACAUUCUGAGGUCAAAGUUCUUUUUGUUGACUAUCAGUUACUUGAUGUUGCUCAAGGAGCACUUGAGAUCCUCUCAAAAACAACCACAAAGCUUCCCCUUUUGGUCUUAAUUUUGGAGUGUAGCAGUGGUCAUGCACCACCCCCCUCUGCUCCUGGAACGUUGAUGAUAUAUGAGGAUCUUAUAGCUAAAGGGAACCUUAACUUUGAGGUGAGAAGACCACAGGAUGAGUGGGAUCCCAUCUCUCUCAAUUACACUUCUGGAACUACAUCAAACCCCAAGGGUGUAAUCUAUAGCCACAGGGGUGCCUAUCUCAAUUCCCUUGCCACGGUUCUUCUUAAUGAGAUGAGGUCUUUGCCAGUGUAUUUAUGGUGUGUUCCCAUGUUUCAUUGCAAUGGUUGGUGCCUCCCUUGGGGCAUUGCUGCUCAGGGUGGCACAAAUGUCUGCCAAAGAAAUGUAACUGCUGAGGGGAUAUUUGACAAUAUUUUUAAGCACAAGGUAACCCACAUGGGGGGUGCACCAACAGUUUUAAACAUGAUAAUAAAUUCACCACCCGAAAUCAGGAAGCCACUUCCCGGAACAGUGGCAGUGAUGACAGGUGCUGCACCCCCGCCACCUGAUGUGUUUUUCAGGAUGGAAGAACUAGGAUUUACUGUGACUCAUUCUUAUGGUUUGACAGAAACCUACGGUCCAGGAUCAAUUUGCAAAUGGAAACCAGAAUGGGAUAGCCUAUCAAGAGAUGCACAAGCAAAACUCAAGGCCCGUCAAGGAGUGCACCAUCUUGGAAUUGAAGAACUCGAUGUUAAGGAUCCUCUCACUAUGAAGAGUGUGCCAGCUGAUGCAAAAACCAUGGGCGAGGUGAUGUUUAGGGGCAACACUGUGAUGAAUGGUUAUCUAAAGGAUUUGAAAGCAACACAAGAUGCAUUUAAAGGUGGAUGGUUUCGGAGUGGUGACUUGGGAGUGAAGCAUCCUGAUGGUUACAUAGAACUUAAGGACCGAUCAAAGGACAUAAUCAUUUCUGGGGGCGAAAAUAUUAGCUCCAUUGAAUUGGAAGGUGUGAUUUUUAGUCAUCCAGCAGUUCUUGAGGCAGCUGUUGUCAGUAGACCUGAUGAUUUUUGGGGAGAGACACCUUGUGCCUUUGUGAAGUUGAAGGAGGGACACAGUGCUACUGCAGAGGAAAUAAUACAAUUUUGUCAGAGCCGUUUACCUCGUUAUAUGGCUCCUAGAACUGUGGUGUUUUCUGAUCUGCCAAAGACAUCAACUGGCAAGACACAGAAAUAUGUUCUGAGGGAGAAGGCAAAGGCCAUGGGAAGCUUGUCUAAGAAGAACACUAGCCGGUUGUAAUGCACAUUUAUCUUGAAAUGUGAAUGCAAUGUUUUCAAUGUUAUGUGGUUUUAUGUUGUUGUUAUUUUCUCUUGUAUUUAAAAUGGAAUUUGAUUAUUUGCAUGAAUAAAACACUUACUCAAAGUCAGUGGGACUAAGUUGAUCUUUUUUCUUCACUAAAAGUUACCUAAAAUUAUAAAUGAUCUGUAAUUCUCUUAUAGCCUUAUUAAAGAGAAAUAGUGUAAACUCCUAAAUUGGACCUUCAAAUUUUUGUCAUUAAAUCAACAUUAAAAAAAAUCAAAAUCAAUUUUUUGUCUCAUAGAUAUAGUCUUCGUUAAACACGAAUUUGAUUUUUAAAGGAUUGAUAAUAUUUAGAGGAAUUAUGAUGUGGACACUGCAAUCUUUGGAAAGUUGCUCGAAGAAAUAUUAGGUUCAUUCUGUCUUAUUAAGGUCCUCAUGCAGUGGAUGCCCAUGUCAUUUGCGAUUGUGAUUGGAUUCAAGAGCCUAUCGUCGACAAGCCUGCAAAAGCCUUUAAUCUUUUUUUGACAAGAAUAGGUCUCUUAACUGCUAUUCUUGUUUGCCCUCUGACUAUUCGACAAAAUGUGAGGUAGAAACUUUCUUAAAUCUUUAGAGGUGAAAGCAACUUUUCACUCAAACUAUCUUUGGGUGUAGGCCC